UAAUAUCAAUUUACUGUAACAUGUGUUAGGUCCUGGACGCCAAACGCGGCCUUGGGCUCUUCACUUCGUUUGUCUCCACUCGACGUUGAACCUCCCUCGUCCACCUCCUUGUCCCGCCGCCGCAGACUGUACAAGCCGACACGUUCGCGUACGCGCCAACCAUAACACCAUGCCUGGCGACCAAGACUCGUCAGAUUUAUCGUCGCUUUCAUCCUUGUCGCCGGCACCCUCAGAUGAUGAGAUCGAAAUCCCCGAGGAUGUCGACAAAGCUACGUCAAAGAAGGGCAUCCUGGGCUACUUCUCUAAGGUGUCCGAGCAAGCUCCAAAAGAACCCUCGCCACCGCCUCGGAAGCGAUCACCCUCGCCACCACACGAAUAUGUUCUCGCCGAUAACCCAGACAUUUCUUUCAUUGUGAUGUUUCGAAGCCGAUUCAACGACGCAUUUCCGAAGUCAUUGACCCAUUUCGGCCCUCAAGAGCUCGAGCGCGACGUUGUGCAGACGAUUCCCGGCGAUCGGGUCGAGAGUUUUCUAUGUGCCAUCCUUGGCCUGCUCCUGAACCGCAAGCAAGAUGUGAAACCUGGCCACUACGGUCGAGCACUUGAAGAUGCAAUUUCCACGCACAAGAGUCAGUGGCCGUCUCAAUGGGAGGGCAAGAACCCCCUCUCAGGCAACCGCAACUUCAACAGCAUGGAUCCAACAGAGAGGCUGACUUUGCUGCGAACCCUGAUACUCUGGUCGCUGUCAUCUUCGGAAACGGUCAAGGGCCUAAUAACUCAAUCUUACAAACAAAAUCGCCACGAGGACGAUCUCAACCAGCCGCGAUCAGUGCAGCCAUGGGGCACUGAUGGGGAGAAGAGGAGAUAUUUUCUGAUUGAAGGGCAAGACGAUACCGCUUUUCGGGUGUAUCGUGAAAGCAAUCCAGCGGGCACCCAACGAACCUGGUUUAGCGUCGCAGGCUCGAUCGAGGAGCUCGCAGCUCUUGCUGAUAAGCUGGAAAAAAAAGAUGGCGGUCCGAAGGCGAAGAGAUUUGCUUCUAAAAUCAUAGCGGCCUUGCCGCGAUUCGAGGCUGGAGAAGAGAAACGGAGACGCCGAGAUUACCGACAAGCCCAGAAGGAGCGCUUCAAACGACCAGAUCCAGGUUUCUCUAUGUACGAAGGUCGCACACGUGGUAAGAAAAUGCGAUAUACGUAUUCCGACGACGAGGAUAUGGGAUUCUCAGACUCAACCAACCGACGAUCCGCGCGUAAUACUGGUGCCAAUACGCCUGCAGAGCAAGGCCCUACCAUCACAGCAAGCGGGCGACAAAUCAAGGCCCCUAGCCGGCUCAACGUAGCCACUGGCGAGAGCGCAUCCAACAGCGUCAAGGGGGAUUCGGAGCACGAAGGUGAUUCACUUGGACCCACAGGUCGGCCGCGACGGUCUGCAGCAGCUCAUCAAACCUCGAACGACUGGACUGGAAGGGAAUCGCGGUCGCGCCGUGACACAUCCGCGGAUAGCGACGACGAGGAGACUGAAGCGGAAUUUGGCGACGAUGAGGAUGAACACGUGCCGGAGGGCUCUGAUGCGGAGGACGAUUUUGACGAAGACAUCGUCAUGGAGGACGAAGACUUGGACGACCAGCCGAGGAGCCUGGUGGUCAAGCUUUCCGUCACCCCGCCCAAGUUAAGGCACGCUCUUACAUCCGCAGAGCAAGCUCAUCAUCAGACCACGGACGGUAGCAUACCAAGCUUACAAAACGGACCGGACUCGGGUUCUGACGCUCAAGACGGAGAAACAGCCGUCCAAGAGAAACUCGACUCCAACCGAACGCCAGUGGAAACGAAGAGUGUAGAAGCACACGAGGGCGAGCGCGAUGAGCCAGUACGGCCCUCGAUGGCGACGGGUGAAAUCUCGGUCAAGCCCACCUCGGCUCAACAGCAAUUUCCUCAGCUGUCUGAAGAGGCAAAGCAGCAAAUGAUGACGGAUGAAGCGACACGGUUGGCGACUUCCUUGGCUUUUAGAGGGAGUCCUGAGAAGCCGCACCCCUCGGAGGCGAACGUUCCCAAUGGUCAUGUACAGGAUUAAGAGCACUUGUACGAAGCAACUUUGGUGAUUAGCUGGUGUUAGGAGUUCAACGCGGAAAAGGCAGGAGUUUUGUGAUUCUACUACACAAAGAGCUCUCGGAACAUUGUGGGAUACACCCAGUAUGAGCUGGCGCGGGCUGUAUCAUGGAGACGGCUAGGGCGACACGUCCGCUGCAUCACAACGUAACAACAUAGAGAUGAUAGCAUAUCGAAGAUUUCCCACGACACGACAAUUGUAUAGACAUCGCUUUCACAAAAAACAUU
This is a messenger RNA of Emericellopsis atlantica, 2328 nucleotides long. RefSeq lists its product as uncharacterized. The transcript has 5 exons. The coding region runs from base 170 to 2065 and encodes 631 amino acids. NCBI's taxonomy places the organism in Eukaryota, Fungi, Ascomycota, Sordariomycetes, Hypocreales, Bionectriaceae. The record is from RefSeq and is a predicted model, not a curated record.